Dufourea novaeangliae is the source of this 2769-nucleotide messenger RNA. RefSeq lists its product as uncharacterized. The transcript is spliced from 8 exons. Gene Ontology annotation, cellular component: nucleus. NCBI's taxonomy places the organism in Eukaryota, Metazoa, Arthropoda, Insecta, Hymenoptera, Halictidae. The record is from RefSeq and is a predicted model, not a curated record. The coding region runs from base 40 to 2769 and encodes 909 amino acids.
GCAGUGGAAUGAAGACACGCCGCGAAUACGAAUGCCAUAAUGAACCCCAAAACAAACCAUGAAUAUACUUCUAAUUCGUACAAUGGAGAUAUUAUGGGAAAUGAUAGUCCUGCUGCUUUAUUAGAUAUGCUGGCAGAAGUUGCAUCUCAGACAUUACAUUCUGAGAAAAAGCGUAGUAAAUCACUACUGACAACACAAUGCAAAUCAAAACCAGAUCAUACAAAAAGGAAACCACAAGAAAUAUGUUUCACAGUGCCGCAGCUUUUAUCUAUGUCUUCAUCUCAAUUAGUCAAACAGUUCUCUAUUUUUACAAGCGACGAAUUGAAAAGGCAAUAUUCUUAUACUUGUGCUUUGAUUGUUGGGUGCGGCCAAAAGUAUACAAGUUUUGCGAGCGAAGGAAGAGCAAGAAUUUCUAUUAAAGAGCAUCUAGCAGAACAUUUGGAAUAUUUAAAAACCAACAAAGAAACCUAUACAACCUUCACCGCAAAGUCAGUGAAUUAUAAAAAUCAUAAAACGAGUUCACAAAAUAAAAAAAAUAGAUUGCAGCUAUCAAGAAAGCCACAGGAGACAUUGAAUAAAGAAAAUAAUAAUGUCAUGAUGGAAGAGUCAACAAAUUAUCUUCGAAACAUUCUAUUAAAUGAUUCUAACUUUAAAGAAGUAGAUAAGAAUAAAAGCUUUGAAAAAAUGGAUAAGCCUAAAAAAUUACACAAUCUUGAACAGAAGGAUGUAGAUAAAAUGGAUUUCAAAGUUCUUGGCGAUCAUAGUUAUUAUGAACGCUUAAAGGAUGAGAAUCCUAAUAGCAAGGAAACGUCUCUUAGCAAUGCCUUGGAGAAUGCAGGAAUGGAUGAAAAUAUUGUACUUAUGGUUGUUGGCACUGAUACUGUUCAUAUGAAAGAGUAUUCUCACAUUAAUCAAAAACUAUCAGAAAAAAUCAAACAAGAGUCUGAAACUGUUUAUGUACCUGAAAUACCAUGGUCAACUGAAAACUGUAAUAAAAAUAUAGAAAUUGCAGCUACUAAACCUAAAGGAAAAGCAAAAUUUAUAGGUACUAGUAAAGAGGAAAGAGAGAUGGCGCUAGCUUUUAUGGAUCGUAUAAAAAAAAAGGGAAACCCAACAGGGAGUAAUCUUGAAUGUCGAAUUUGUAAUCCGCCAAGAAGUUUCACAGCACCUACAACAUUGGUGUCUCAUUACCGUAGCCAUGCUGGGAUAAAACCAUACGAAUGUCGUAUAUGUAGAGCGGUAUUCACAAGAAGACACAGUUUAAAAUAUCAUAUGCUGAUUCAUCAAAAUCAAACGCGAUUUACGUGUGCCGAUUGCGGGAAGAAGUUCAGGCAUCCGUCACAUUUCAGAGAACAUCGACGCCGACAUACUGGAGAAUCACCAUUUGGAUGUGACGACUGUGGGCAAAGGUUUAAGACUAGAAAUACUUACAAACGCCAUCUGAAAACAAGGCAUGGAAAAGUUUUAACAACUACUGGGGAACUGUUGUAUCUUUCUGAAGAAGAUUUUCAAAAAGUACGAACUAAUAGAAAAAAAAAGAUUGAUGUGACUAAAGAACCUGUAGAUGAGGGUGUAAUUGCAACGAAAACAAUAAUGCAUUAUGAUAAUGAUAAUGGCCAGGUUCCAGAUGCUACGACUGAAGGAUACAUUAUAAACAAAGAUACUGUUGACGAUGAAAAAAAUUACAGUAAAAACACAAUACAGAUUAUCAAGAAUUGCUUUGAAACUUGUGAGGUUUGCCAAGAAUCUCAAUUAAAUAAGACUGAUUCUAUAGAGACUGAAAUACGUAAUCAUGAUAGAGCUUGUAUUACAAAUGAGAAUAGUUUGUCAAUGGAAUACACAGAUAAAGUGCAAGAGAGCUUAUCACAGUUACAAAGUGUUUCUUAUAAUAAGGUAGCGGUAAUUCAAGAAGAGAAAUCUGAAUUAAUUUAUCAAAAUGUUGACGAGCCAUCAUCAUACAUUAAAAUAGAGUACAAGACUUUGAUUAACAGUAAAACCGGAAAUAAUACAGGAUUUCAAGAAAAUUUUGAACUUACAGACAAUCAGUUUAAAGAUCACAUUCAAGUAGUGAAGCACAAUGAAGAAGAAUUUUCUGAUAAUGUAUUAAGUGAAACUGUUAAUGAUCACAGUAAUAGACACGUCAUUCUUACUCGAGAAGAUCUGGAAGAAGAUAAUAAUGUCAGCAUUCAUGAGAAAUCUUAUCGAGAAAAACGGGAGAUCGUUAUGACGAAAAAUUUGUUAAAUACAUAUACUUUACAACCAGAUAAUCAAAUUGCUACUAAAACGAGUAAGGAUAUUCUGUUAAAUCAAAAUGACGAAUGCACAUGGAGAGAAGAUAACACAGUAGGUAACCAUCAGACUGUUGUAACAGAUUUAAUAACGAGUCGAGUGAUUGCACCAUUGAAUAACGUUUUUGGAAAGAAUCAAAAACUAUUGCAUCAAGCGAAACAGCGUAUAUGUAUUAAUAACGAACCGUUGACGAGUAUAAUAGUACAAAAUAAAUGCAUCAGCAUAGUUCCACAGUUUGAAACUUGUCACGAUCAGCAAGCUAAAACGCAAACACAGCUCAAUAAAAAUCGGAAGUUUACAUUAUUGAAUAAACAGGCGCAAACAGUCAAUAUAAAACAGCAUGUAAAUGAAAAUACAAUUUUAUUACUGACUAAUAAUACUUUACAGAAUAGCGUUCUUAGGAUUGAACACAACAGCACUGCCGGUAAUGAUAUUAAGAAACAGGUUUAUGAUAUAAACUUCAUUGUGCUUAUACUUUAA